AUGGCUGAAGACGCUCCACCACUUUACAAUGACUAUGAUACUGAAGACGCCCCUCCAAUGGAUGCUCCCACAACCAGGAAAGACCAUAAAGGGCGGGUAGUUGGCAAAGGAGGCGUCCGCGUGGGGGUAAGGAAGGCAUUCGGCAAAGAGGUUGUGUCUUCUCAAUCACUAACGAUGCGACCUAAUGAAGUAGCAACCCUCCGAGAAGAGAUCACGAAGGACGUGCUCGCCAAGCAAAUAAACAGCAAUGAGGAGGCCCACACAUCUGGAAGGAAGCAAAGAAAACCUAAAGAGGCUAAGGGAAGCCAAGAACACACAGAAACCAACUCAUGGGACCCAAGAGAACCCCCAGACAGCAAAAACAGAACAGCAGCAGAAUCUGCUGACCAGCAGACCUUGACGGAUCGCCUGAGCACAGGUCAGGGGCAUCUGGGCCAAGGGAAAGGAGGGAAUGGCACCUCCCUACACAGACCUAGCCAUAAAGGCCCUCGAUUGUGGGACAACUUGGCCGAAGAGUUUGAAGGGUUACGUGGAAACUUGGAUUCUCACCGGAGGUUUGUAAUCAAGGCUAUCAUUUCCUUGCAUUACAUCAAGCGUAGGAUAAGUGAUACAAGCCAGACAAGGCCAUCAUUCAUACCCAUCAGAAAAUCAAGAACCACGUUCUUGGUUCAUGUGGGUUGUCUGAGUAGCAUAGAUUACGAGUUGGGAAAGAAGGGUACAAAGGAACAGUCUGAGGAAAGAGCUGUCUCUGGUCGAAUGGAUAUGACCAUGGAGGAAAGAUUGAGGGAUUUAGAAACCAGUAUGCAUAGGAUGAUGGAGAAUAGUUUGCGUCAGUUUAGAGAAGAGAUGACUGGCAUAAUCACGCAGAACCAAAUUGAUAGAGCACCAAACCCUAACCCUCGACCAUACGAAGAUAGGGCCAUCAAAUUGGAGAUCCCUGAAUUCGAUGGGGUCUCUCAUGAUCCAGACCAUUACCAGGAGUGGGAAGGAAGGAUGGAACAAUAUUUUGAGUAUAGAGAAACUCCUUUGGAUCAUCAAUUCAAGCUAGCUAAGGUAAAAUUGACCAAAUCAGCAUCCAUAUGGCUUGAAGGAUUACAGAAACAGAGACUUAGGGAAGGGAAAGGUAGGAUUAAUACUUGGGGAAAGCUAAAGAAGAAUAUGAGAAGGAAAUACAUUCCAUCCUACCACAAGCAGCAACAAUAUGUGCAGCUUAACUCAAUGAAACAGGGAAGUAGAACAGUUCAGGAGUAUCUUAAUGAAUGGGAGAGAAUCUAUGUCCUGUGUGACCUCAAUGAUCCUGAAGAUAUGAGGGUGAGUAGGUUUAUUGCAGGUUUGAGGGAUGAUAUUAAGGGACAAAUGAGGAUUACACCAGACCUUACAGUACACUCAGCCAGCAUGUAUGCUCAAGAGGUUGAAAGGCUUAACCUUAGGUUUAAUGCUGCCCAUACCAGGAAUACAAGGACAUAUGCACCUAGGAACACUAGUAAUUUGACUGCACCUAGGAGGGAGGUACCAAGCACUGGGCCAAGACCUGUCAGUAACAGAAUAGAAGCCAACACCAACCCCAAAAACAUCGUAUGUUUCAAGUGUAAUGGAAGAGGGCACUAUCAAAGAGACUGUCCUAAUGCUAGGGCCUUCACAAUGAUGGAAUGGAAUGAUAUUAGGCAAAAUACAAACCCUAAGAAGAUCUUGGUCUCCAGAAAUGGGCAAGAAGAGGUAUUAGACCCACCCAAUCUAAGUGAUGAUGAUGGCACGUUUUUGGAGGAUGAACAAGGUAAUAGGCGCCCAUUUGAGGGGGACACUGAGGAAGAGACAGGGGAGGAAUUAGAGAAAAUUUUGCCUGAGGAGGAGCACUUGAGCCUGAUCAUUAGAAGAAGUUUUCACACAACACCAUCCACAAAAAAAUCUGAUCAAAGGGAGAAUAUUUUCCAAACCAAGUGCAAGGUGCAGGGCAAGGUUUGUGACUUGAUCAUUGACAGUGAGAGUGAAUCAAAUUGUGUUAGUAAGCAGUUGAUCAGUGAGUUGAACCUGAAGACUAAACCCCACCCACACCCAUACAAAAUGAAAUGGUUAGAUAAUAAGGCAAGUGGAGUAGUGUGUAAACAAUGCUUGAUCAGUUUGACUUUGGGAACAUAUACUGAUGAAAUCCUUUGUGAUGUGCUGGACAUGGAUGCUUGCCAUUUACUUUUGGGUAGGCCAUGGCAAUAUGAUAGAAAGACCACUCAUAAUGGAUACACAAACACAUACACCCUCAGCCACAAUGGGAAAAAGAAGGAAUUAAUUCCCCUGCCUCCACACAGAGCUGUGCCUCCUACAGUAGCUAAGGUCCCUGUCCAUUUUAUAAGUAGGAGAGAGUGUGAGAAGGAAGUGAAAGGAAAUGAAGAAUUAUAUAUCUUGUUAACCAAAGAAGUACAGGAGCCCACACCCAUACCCCCUGAUAUGAAGGACUUACUGGAGCAGUACAAAGAUGUUUUCCCCACUGAUUUGCCCCCUGGUUUGCCACCUAUGAGAGGCAUAGAGCAUCAAAUUGACUUGAUUCCUGGAGCUAGUUUGCCAAAUAGACCAGCCUAUAGAACCAACCCUAAGGAAACUCAAGAGUUACAGAGGCAGGUGGAAGAACUGAUGCAGAAAGGAUAUGUGAGGGAGAGUUUGAGUCCCUGUGCUGUCCCUACUCUGUUGGUUCCAAAAAAGGAUGGCACAUGGAGAAUGUGCAUAGAUAGCCGUAGUAUGAAUAACAUAACCAUCAAAUAUAGAUUCCCUAUACCUAGAAUUGAUGAUAUGUUGGAUGAGUUGGGUGGUUCACAGUGGUUUAGCAAGGUGGAUCUAAGGAGUGGGUAUCACCAAAUACGGAUGAAAGCAGGGGAUGAGUGGAAAACAGCAUUUAAAACAAAGUAUGGAUUAUAUGAAUGGCUUGUGAUGCCUUUUGGGUUAACUGGAGCACCCAGCACUUUCAUGAGACUAAUGAAUGAGAUUUUAAGGCCAUUUUUAGGGAAAUUUAUAGUAGUUUACUUGGAUGACAUCCUCAUCUAUAGCAGGGGAAAAACAGAGCACCUAAACCACCUUAAGCAGCUGUUUGAAGUCUUGAGGAAGCAAAAGCUGUAUGCUAAGUUAGAAAAGUGUAAUUUCCUUUUACCUGAAGUCAGUUUCUUGGGCUAUAUCAUAGGCAAGACAGGAGUGAGGGUAGACCCAGCCAAGGUAAAAGCCAUACAGGAUUGGGCUACACCCAGCACACUAACACAAGUAAGAUCUUUCCAUGGGUUGGCUUCAUUUUAUAGAAGGUUUAUUAGGAACUUUAGUUCUGUGAUGGCACCUGUUACAGAAUGCACCAAACAAGGAAAGUUUGAGUGGACUGCAGCAGCUCAGAAGGCUUUUGAAACCCUCAAAGAGAUGAUGUGCAAAGCCCCUAUACUUAAACUCCCUGAUUUCACAAAGCCUUUUGAAUUGGAGUGUGAUGCAAGUGGGGUAGGAAUUGGGGCAGUUUUAGUUCAAGAGGGGAGGCCUGUAGCUUUUUUUAGUGAGAAACUAAAUAACAAUAGGCUCAAUUAUUCAACCUAUGACAAAGAAUUCUAUGCUAUCAUCAGGGCUUUUGAUCACUGGUCUCAUUAUCUAAGGAUACAACCUUUUGUGCUACACACUGACCAUGAAUCUUUGAAGUACAUAAAUAGCCAACACAAGUUAAGUAGUAGACAUGCUAGGUGGGUGGAAUUUAUGCAAACUCUUGAUUUCUCAGCUAAGUAUAAAGUGGGAAAAACCAAUGUCAUUGCAGAUGCUUUAAGUAGAAAAUACAGCAUGCUUGGGAUAUUAGGUUCAAAAAUUUUGGGAUUUGAGUUUAUCAAAGAACAGUAUCCUACAUGCCCUGAUUUUGCUGAGGUUUACAAAUUAUGCAGCACCACACCCCAAGGCUUGUUUAGUAUACAUCAAGGUUUCUUGUUCAAGGGAAAUAAGCUGUGCAUCCCCAAGAUACCCCUUAGAACCAUAUUGGUGAAGGAAGUACAUGAGGGUAGCAUAGCAGGGCAUUAUGGAAUUCAAAAGACCUUGGACAUGUUAGCAAAGCAUUUCUUCUGGCCAAAAAUGCUUGGAACUGUGGGAAAACAUGUGCUAAAGUGUGAGACUUGUCUUAAGGCUAAGGUGACCUUUCACAAAGGAGAAUACCUCCCCUUACCAGUAGCUAACAAGCCAUGGGAGCAUGUGAGCAUGGAUUUCAUGGUAGCCCUACCUAGAACUAGGAGAGGGAAAGAUGCAAUUAUGGUAGUAGUGGAUAGGUUUUCUAAGAUGUCACAUUUCAUAGCUUGCAACAAAACAGAUGAUGCUCAAAACAUUGCCAAGUUAUAUUUUGCUGAAGUAGUUAAGUUACAUGGGGUGCCUAAAACUAUUGUGUCUGAUCGAGAUAGUAAGUUUUUGAGCCACUUUUGGAAAACGUUAUGGAGGAUGUUAGGCACUAAACUGUUGUUUAGUACAGCCUACCACCCCCAAACUGAUGGUCAGACUGAAGUGACCAACAGGACCUUGGGUAAUAUGUUGAGAGCCUUGGUGAAUAAGAACAUCAGGGAAUGGGACUUGAAAUUGUGUUAUGCUGAGUUUGCUUACAACAGGGCUCCUAGUUGUUCCACAAAACACACUCCUUUUGAGUGUGUGUAUGGCACUAAUCCUUUACUUCCUACUACACUAAUUGAUUUGCCCCUCUGUGACAGCAAGCAAGUAGAAGCAGAGGACCUGAUUCAGCAAAUGGAAGCAAUUCAUCAACAAGUGCAUGCCAACUUGGAAGAGGCCAACAGAAAAUACAAAAAGCAAGCAGACAAGCAUCUAAAGGCAAGACAACCAAUCAAGGAAGGAGACCAAGUAUGGGUAUAUCUCAGGAAGAACAGAUUCCCACACUUAAGAAAGAACAAGCUCCAACCCAGAGCCAUAGGCCCAUACUCUGUUCUGAAGAAGUAUGGAGAGAAUGCCUUUGAAAUCCAACUCCCUCCUGAGCAUAACAUAUCUCCUAUCUUCAAUAUUGGAGAUCUAACCCUACACCAACCAGACGAAGAAUUGGGGACAAUUCUUUUCCAAGGGGGAGGAGUUGAUGUAAAAUCAUCAAGCAACAAAGACCUCACCAAGAGCAACCAAGAUCAAGCAAGCACCAAUGGGUUGACAUCUACGCCAAUUACACAAAAUAGGCAAAUAAACAGCAAUGAGGAGGCCCACACAUCUGGAAGGAAGCAAAGAAAACCUAAAGAGGCUAAGGGAAGCCAAGAACACACAGAAACCAACUCAUGGGACCCAAGAGAACCCCCAGACAGCAAAAACAGAACAGCAGCAGAAUCUGCUGACCAGCAGACCUUGACGGAUCGCCUGAGCACAGGUCAGGGGCAUCUGGGCCAAGGGAAAGGAGGGAAUGGCACCUCCCUACACGGACCUAGCCAUAAAGGCCCUCGAUUGUGGGACAACUUGGCCGGAGAGUUUGAAGGGUUACGUGGAAACUUGGAUUCUCACCGGAGGUUUGUAAUCAAGGCUAUCAUUUGCUUGCAUUACAUCAAGCGUAGGAUAAGUGAUACAAGCCAGACAAGGCCAUCAUUCAUACCCAUCAGAAAAUCAAGAACCACGUUCUUGGUUCAUGUGGGUUGUCUGAGUGUUUGUUCGGGAGGUAUUGUAGGACUCUGA
Molecule: messenger RNA, 5643 nt
Organism: Amaranthus tricolor (Joseph's coat)
Lineage: Eukaryota; Viridiplantae; Streptophyta; Magnoliopsida; Caryophyllales; Amaranthaceae
Exons: 7
Coding region: 1-5643 (1880 amino acids)
Biological process (GO): DNA integration
Molecular function (GO): zinc ion binding; nucleic acid binding
Source: RefSeq, a predicted model, not a curated record